AUGUUACAUCCAUAUCUUGGCUUGCGAUCAACAUUCGCGAUUUUGAAUGACAACCUUCUCAGAUCGAUUACACCCUGGAUCUUGGCUUUGUUCAUUGAUCAAAUAAUUGCUUUAUUCUUUGAUGAAUAUCUCGGUGCUGAGCCUGCAGAAGAGGGAUUUACAUUGGAAAUCGAAUAUUAUUUGGAACGAAAUGCAACGAAACACGUUGUUUGUGAUAGAUACAGUUAUAACGUCGUUGCUUUUGUUUCUGCAGUCCAAACAUUUCGGCGUCGCUCCAUCAUUCUUGUUACUCACCCAUGGCUGCUCUCCACCUUGACCGAACCGCCAUGGAUUGAAUUUGCGCCAGGUGAUUUGAGAAACUCUCGGUUAAAGGAACGAAAGCCGAGCGAGUAUGAUCCCGUGACCUUUGCAUACCAGCGUGCCAAACAAUCGAUCCUUGCUACACUUUUAUCCGAUUUAGAAUGUUUAUCGACUAGGACUAGCAACAAGUAG
Molecule: messenger RNA, 492 nt
Organism: Paraglomus brasilianum
Lineage: Eukaryota; Fungi; Glomeromycota; Glomeromycetes; Paraglomerales; Paraglomeraceae
Source: the annotation of a GenBank genome assembly